GCUCUCUUCGAAGAGAGAGAGAAAUAAAUACGUGAUUGGCGUCUUAAAUUUCCUGUUAGAGAAAAGAAAUUUAAAAUAGAAUAAUUUUGUUACGUUCGACCGUUCGACAUAUGCAAAUGACUUCAACUGCAUAUUUACGCAUAACAUAUAGUAAAUAUGGCGGCUAGUAAGUUUACAUCCCAAACUAGAAAUUUCCCUAGCAUAAUAAUGAAGUAGCUUAAUUUGCAAGAUAAACAUGGUGAAUGUCCUAAAUGAUUCCGAUAGCGAGGAUGAAUUACCUCCUGGAUGGGAGGAAAGGGCUACUGUAGAUGGGAAUGUUUAUUACGUAAAUCACUAUACGAAAGGUACACAAUGGACCCAUCCUAGAACUGGGCGUAAAAAAAUUGUUGAAGGAGAAUUACCAUCUGGUUGGGAGAAAUGUAUAUCUGAUGAUGGUAAAGUUCUCUUUGUCGAUCACAUGAAUCGUACUACUACUUACACUGAUCCCAGGCUGGCUUUUGCCACAGAAUAUAGAGAAAUUUCACAACCAGUACGGCAAAGGUUUGAUGGAAGUAGUACAGCCCUUUCAGUUUUACAUGGUAGAGAUUUACGUGGUAAAUUAGCACUUGUCACUGGUGCUAAUACUGGAAUAGGUUUCGAAACAGCUAGGUCAUUAGCUUUACAUGGUUGUUAUGUUAUACUUGCUUGUAGAAAUUUAAAAACAGGUGAAGAGGCAGUGAAAAAAAUAAGACAAGAAAAAGAAAAUGUAAAUUGUGAAGUAUUAGAAUUAGAUUUAACGUUGUUACAAAGUGUACGUAAUGCUGCAGAAAAGUUUAAACAAAAAUAUAGGACUCUUCAUAUUUUAAUAUUGAAUGCUGGUGUUUUUGCGAUUCCAUAUGAACUUACAAAAGAUGGUUAUGAAACAACAUUCCAAGUAAAUCAUCUUUCACAUUUUUAUUUUACACUUUUAUUGGAGCAUCCAAUACGCAGUUGUCAUAAUGCAAGAAUAAUAUUUGUUUCCAGUGAAUCGCAUAGAUUUUCUUCUAUACAACAUGUAGAAGAUAUUCAUCCUUUAACUUUAUCACCACCUAGAUAUCAUUAUUGGCCAAUGGGUGCAUACAAUGAUUCAAAACUUUGUAAUAUAUUAUUUGCACAAGAAUUAUCUAAACGAUGGCCUGCAGUAAGUGUAUUUAGUUGUCAUCCUGGCAAUAUGGUUUCUUCAUCUUUACCUCGUUAUUCGUGGAUUUUCCGAAUAUUAUAUGCCAUAGUGAGACCCUUCACCAAAUCAUUGCAACAAGCAGCAAGCACAACAAUUUUUUGUGCAACUGCACCAGAAUUAGAAGGAGCAACAGGACUUUACUUUAAUAAUUGUUAUCGUUGUGAUCCCUCAAAUUUUGCAGUAGAUUCUGCAUUAGCAAGUAGAUUAUGGUCUGUUUCUCAAGAUAUGAUUAUAAAUGUUAUGAAAAAAGAUAAACUUUGGCAAGAAUUAGCUUUAAAAUAAUUUGAUAAAGUAUUCCAUAAUAUCAUA
Messenger RNA from Vespa crabro (European hornet), 1507 nucleotides. RefSeq names its product WW domain-containing oxidoreductase-like (gene Wwox). The transcript is spliced from 8 exons. The record is from RefSeq and is a predicted model, not a curated record. Lineage: Eukaryota; Metazoa; Arthropoda; Insecta; Hymenoptera; Vespidae. The coding region runs from base 236 to 1480 and encodes 414 amino acids. Gene Ontology annotation, molecular function: protein binding.